This is a messenger RNA of Ichthyophthirius multifiliis, 1398 nucleotides long. RefSeq names its product mboat family protein, putative. Gene Ontology annotation, cellular component: membrane. Gene Ontology annotation, biological process: lipid modification. Lineage: Eukaryota; Ciliophora; Oligohymenophorea; Hymenostomatida. Gene Ontology annotation, molecular function: acyltransferase activity. The record is from RefSeq and is a predicted model, not a curated record. The transcript has 2 exons.
AUGAUUUUCUAAAUCCUUGAUUAGUUGUUCCAAAAUAUUUCUAUUUUAUUAGGUGGUAUGGAAGUUGAUUAGAUAAGACUUGCUGUUUCUUUAAUAAUGACCAUUCCAUUUGGGUUGAUUUUUUACUUUAUAAGAGGAUUUUUUAUUAGACAUUUAAUAGGAAGUGCUUUAGGUAUAUUUUUAUAAUAUUUAGUAUAUCAAGAUGGAUUAAUAUUUUUAUUAUUCCAAACGGUAUUUGUAUACAUAAUAAUUUUGAUAUUCUAAAGAAAAUCUGCAUUGAUAGUAUUUAGUUCAAGCCUUUUUUAUUUAAGUUUACACCAUUUAUACAGACAAUAUAAUGAUUAUGGAGGUUGGAAAAUGGAUAUAACAACGAUAUUAAUGAUGACAAUGUGCAAAUACACAAGCUUUGCGUGGUGUUAUCAAGAUGGUGACUAAAAGCUUUAAGAUUAACUAAGUGAAGAUUAAAAAUUGAGAAAAAUAGAGAAAUUGCCCAAUUUCUUUGAGUAUUUUUCCUACAUUCAUUUCUUUGGUAGUGCUAUAUGUGGACCUACAUUUGAUUUCCAUGAAUAUAAAAUAUAUAUGAGAACCUCAUCUACAAAAUCAAUUUCUUUCCCAUUAAAAAACAGUUUGAAUUGGCUUUUAUAAGGACUAGCAUUUACUUUUACAAUCAUAUUUUUAUUACCGAAAUUCCCAUUAAAAUAUGUUUUGACAGAAGAAUAUAAUUAAUCUUCUAUGCUUUUCAAGUUUUAUUACUUUAAUGUAUGUAUUACUUUAAUUAGAUUUAGAUAUUAUGCUGGAUGGUCCUUAUCCUAAGCUGGAUUAGCUUCUACAGGUAUUACUUACAAUACAAAAACACAAUAAUGGGAUUAAAUUAUUUCUUGUAAAGCUUCUCAUGAACUUACACAUGAUGUAAGAUAUAAAGUUGAAUGUUGGAACACUUCUGUUUAAAUUUGGUUAAAAAAAUAUGUCUAUUUAAGAGUUUAUCCAUAAGAUUAAUUAAAAAGUAACGUUAAUAAAAGUAACAUAGCUUAAUAUAUUACUAAUAUGGUUUCAGCUUUCUGGCAUGGAUUCUACCCUGGGUAUUAUUUAUCAUUCUUCUAAUGGUCUUUAGUAAUGAAUUGUUCAAAAUUGCUAUUUAAUGCUUCCAAAAAUAAACCAGAGUUCUUUGAUAAAUUGGAAAAAACUUUAACUUCCCCAGUUUAUUUUGCUAUAAGAUUCUGUAUUACUCACUUUUCCUUGAACUGUUUUGGAAUCGGUUUCUAAUUGUUAUCAUUAUACGAUAAUUAUGCCUUUUAUAAAACUCAUUAUUUUUCUGUUUUAAUUGUUAACCUUUUAGUUAUUGCGUUCUUUUCCGCCACUAAAUGGGGAUAGAAAUCAAGUAAGCCAAAAGCUUAAUGA